CUCGUUAGUGCGGGAGUCCUUAAUCUAAGACAUUAUUGUGAAGUUAAUAAUAAGGUUAUUUCGUUGGUAGAUGUUUUGAAAAUUUUUUAACAAAUUAUGGAUAACCCACAUCAAGCAGAGUUGGAAAGACAAGUUAUUGAGCUGAAAGAAUGGGUUGCCAAACAACCAAACGUCGCUAAAGAUAUGGAUGAUAAACUACUAAGAAGGUUCCUACACAGCUGUUACUACGACACACAAAAAGCUCAGAAAGCCUUGGAAGCAUUUUCAACCCAACGCGCUGACGCUGCUGAGCUUUUUGGAGAUCGAGACCCGUUAGGAUCUCGAGUGAAGCAAGCGUUUAAGUGGAUAACCCUAGCAUUCAUUCCAAUAUCAGGCAACAGACGGCUCUGGAUCUUCCAAGUCAAUGACCCAGGUUUCCAAAAGUUUGACCAUCUUGAAUUCAACCGCCUUCUUCUGCUGGCCUUUGAUGCGUGGUUACUUGAAGAGACCAGUUUGCAAGAGGAAGAUUUGACUCUUUUUGACGCCAAAGAUAUAGGCUGGAAGAUUUUCUGGAGGAUACAUCUAUCUAUACAGAAGAAAACUAUCAACUAUCAGGAGGAAGCGAUGCCAAUCCGGAUAAAGCAGAUGCACAUGAUAAAUGCGCCAUCAUUCUUGGACAAAUUAUUUUCAUUACUAAAACCAUUUAUGAGCAAGGAAAUGAGUGAAGUAAUUCAUUUCCACGCGCCAAAAUCAGACACUCUGUUUGAGUAUUUCAGUAAGGACGACCUACCCAAAGAGUUUGGCGGCAACCUUGCCAGUUUAGAAACCUACAACAAAGAAAUUAUUGACCUAAUCCACAAACACAGUGACACAUUAAAAAAUAAUGACUUGUGGAAAACUCCAAAGAAAUAAUCCACGAACUUGACUGUCAUGAAUACUCGGACAUCGAAGGAAGGUGACAAGCAAAGAAAGCAACACUCUUAAUCAAGCGUAAAUUAUUUAUUAUAACUUUGUUAGAUAUCGACUAGAAUCUUCAUAAUUAAAUCAUCAGAAUUCUA
This is a messenger RNA of Leguminivora glycinivorella, 1037 nucleotides long. RefSeq names its product alpha-tocopherol transfer protein-like. The record is from RefSeq and is a predicted model, not a curated record. Gene Ontology annotation, molecular function: phosphatidylinositol bisphosphate binding. The transcript is spliced from 7 exons. Lineage: Eukaryota; Metazoa; Arthropoda; Insecta; Lepidoptera; Tortricidae. The coding region runs from base 97 to 891 and encodes 264 amino acids. Gene Ontology annotation, cellular component: membrane.